Messenger RNA from Ceratosolen solmsi marchali, 1882 nucleotides. RefSeq names its product probable tyrosyl-DNA phosphodiesterase. Gene Ontology annotation, molecular function: 3'-tyrosyl-DNA phosphodiesterase activity; single-stranded DNA binding; double-stranded DNA binding. The coding region runs from base 1 to 1860 and encodes 619 amino acids. The record is from RefSeq and is a predicted model, not a curated record. The transcript has 7 exons. Gene Ontology annotation, cellular component: nucleus. Gene Ontology annotation, biological process: DNA repair. Lineage: Eukaryota; Metazoa; Arthropoda; Insecta; Hymenoptera; Agaonidae.
AUGGAUAAUAUAUUGAAAGAUAGUUUUUCUUCUGGCAGGAGGUUAUGUCCUUAUAAAGAUAAAUGUUACAGAAAAAAUCCAAUUCAUUUUAAUGAAAUGUCACAUCCGCACUUGGAAAAAUUAAUUAUUAAUCAGCUAGAUUCACCUAUUACAAUACCAAAUGAUAUUAACUUUAAAUGUACUGAUAAAUCACUGCUAUUAGAUCAACUUACAGUCUUACAGAUGGUCUUAAACAAAUAUAAGAAUAUAAAUAGCAAAAGUCAGACUAUAGAAAAUAAUAUUAAUCCACUAGAAAAAACCAAUACCAAUCAAUAUGAUGUUAAAAAAUUAAAAGAUCUAGAAGUAAAUAAUAAAGCUAUAAAACUUGAUCUUUUAAAAUCUGAAAAGGAUGCAUUAAUUAGAAAAAGAGCUUCAUCAAAUAAUAUUGAUAAUAUAAGUGAAUCACACAUUAAUCCAAUCUAUUCAUUUUAUUCUAACAUAGAUAUGCAAAGUUUUAAUCAAAAUUCAUCUCCAAAAAAAUCAUCUAGACAUAAAAUUCAUUUAUGUGUACCAGGAGAAUUUGCAUUAAAAUAUGCAUUAUCUUCUCCCUACUAUUUCUUUUUAACUUUUGUAGAACAAUCAGAGUCAACACAUAAGCAAGAAUUUACUAUAUCAUUUCCUGAAUUAUUAGAUAUAAGUUUAGGAGAAAUAGUUGAUAGUCUUCAUAUAAAUUUUAUUGUAGAAAUUGGAUGGCUCUGUCUACAAUAUGUACUUGCAGCUCAAAAUCCAAAUAUGACUAUUUUUUGUGGUUCUGUUUGCGAUCCCCAAACUUCAUUACCAGCCAAUAUUAAUUUAAUUUUAGUUAAUAUGCCUAGCGCAUAUGGAUGUCAUCAUUCAAAAAUAUCAGUUAUUAAAUAUAGUGAUAAUGGAAUACGAAUAGUUAUUUCUACAGCUAAUAUUUAUAAAGAUGAUUGGGAAAAUCGAACGCAAGGUAUUUGGCUUUCACCACAUUUAUCACAGUUACCUGACUCAGCAAAUUCUAGUGAUGGAGAUUCCCCAACUGAGUUUAAAAAGUACUUUAUAAAAUAUUUAACAACUUACAAACAACCACAAAUGAAAAAAUGGGAACACUUGAUUAAAAGAGCAGAUUUCUCUGCUGUAAAUGUAUUUUUUCUUGCAUCUACUCCUGGAAGCCAUAAGAGUUUAAAUUUAAAUUCUUGGGGUCACAGAAGAUUAUCAACAAUAUUAUCAGAACAUGCAGUUCUACCUCCAGAUGCUUCAAAAUGGACAUUACUUCUUCAAUGUUCUAGUAUAGGAAGUUUAGGAUCCAACUAUGAAGAUUGGUUAUUACCAAAUAUUGUUGCAUCAAUGUCCAAAGACAAGGCAAAAGAAUUCAAAAGUAAUCCAAAUUGUAACCUUAUUUAUCCAUCAUUGAAAAAUUACAUAGAGAGUUUUGACUAUAAAACUGGUUCCUGCUGUCUACCAUAUACUAAAAAAAAUCAUGAAAAGCAAAAGUGGCUGAAGAAAUAUUUACAUCAAUGGAGAGCAGAGGAAAAUAGUCGAACUAAAGCUAUGCCUCAUAUAAAAUCUUAUACACGAAUUUCACCAGAUUGUACACAAAUACCAUGGUUUGUGUUAACAAGUGCUAAUUUAAGUAAAAGUGCAUGGGGUACUACUGCUAAGUCAGGAAUUUCUCAUUAUAUUAUGAAUUAUGAAGCAGGAAUUGUGUUUAUACCUAAAUUUAUUAUAACUCAAACUACGUUUCCAAUAAGAAAAUCAAAUUCUUCAAAAAUUCCAGUUUUUCGACUUCCAUAUGAUUUACCGUUAACUCAGUAUCAACCAAGUGAUACUCCUUUUGUUAUUGAUUUUCUUAGCAAUUAAUAACCAUUAUUGAAUAAAUUAG